AUACUUUUGUUUUCGUUUACAGUAACAGAAGAACCAACCGCCAUUGCAGCACCACCCCCAUCCGCCACUACAGCCACGGCCAGCACGGCCGCGACAGAGAGUAGUGUAUCCUACGAAGAGACCGGGGAACGAAGGAGGAGAUACAGGGGAGUGAGGCAGAGACCAUGGGGCAAAUGGGCUGCGGAGAUUCGAGACCCGCACAAAGCCGCAAGAGUCUGGCUCGGCACCUUCGACACCGCCGAAGCAGCCGCCAGAGCUUACGACGAAGCAGCCUUGAGGUUCAGAGGCAACCGCGCCAAACUCAAUUUCCCGGAAAAUGUUCGACUCGUAACUCCCCCACAACCCCAACAACAACACCAACACCAAAAUUUUCCCUCCUGCCAAACACCUCCUGGAUCGUCUUUAACUUCUUUAACAUCAUAUCAACCUCACCAACAAGCCGCAAUGACGACGAUAGCAACCGCCGUUACACCGCCGCCAAUGCCGCCGUUUUUCAUGUCGCAAAAUUAUCAAGACUAUUAUGACUACUCUCAACUCUUGCAAAACCAACCCCCUCAAAUCUUUCAAAACCAACCCCCGAGUUUGUUGCAACAACUUCUUCAGUCCAAUACACAAAUGGGUUCAUCCGUUCAAUCGCCAUUGUUGUCUUCUUCUUCUUCUCCGUCUUAUUUAGUCGGACCACCUUCAUCUUCCGGAUCGUCUUCCUCCUCAACAUUUCCUCUGCUUUUCGGUGAGCAGAGUUUUCUAAGGCCACCCCAGAGUAAUACUAAUCAAAAUCAGAGUAGCGGGUCGAAUUUUCAAGUGCCGCCAUGGACGCAUUCAAGUCACUAUCCUCCUUCUUCAGGUGGAUAA
Pistacia vera is the source of this 852-nucleotide messenger RNA. Its product is annotated as ethylene-responsive transcription factor ERF110-like. The record is from RefSeq and is a predicted model, not a curated record. Gene Ontology annotation, biological process: regulation of DNA-templated transcription; ethylene-activated signaling pathway. The annotation marks the transcript as partial. Gene Ontology annotation, molecular function: DNA-binding transcription factor activity; DNA binding. NCBI's taxonomy places the organism in Eukaryota, Viridiplantae, Streptophyta, Magnoliopsida, Sapindales, Anacardiaceae. The transcript has a single exon.